UUUACUAUGAAAAUCAUAAUUAAGGUUUUCUGUCGCCGCCCACCUGUGCUCUAAACAUUGGAGUUAGUUCACUGAAGAAACAACUGCGAGGAUGUCACUCGGAAUAAAAUAAAUUCAUUAUUUCCAACAGCGAUAUUAUGAAACUGGUAAUCGGAAUUGUUAUUUUUUGCAUAAUGUCAAAAUGCAUUCAUUCGCAUCACGAUUACGGCGACUACUACAAACGUGCACCGGACGAUGGAUAUCAAAAUAUACCACAAGCCGAUUAUUUAAGCAAUCCCGAUGCGUACCCUGUAUCCAAUAAUUACAACUACAUGCCGGAAGAAUGUAUUUGCUCCUGCGAUAUUUGUUAUAGCAAUCCUAAGGAAUGUUGCAUGGAAUAUUGUACUAAAUGUACAGAAGAAAACCGACCUGAAUUACUAUAUUACCCUUAUCCAUAUUAUAUAAUCAAUUCGCCCAGCCCUUCUAUACCGAAACCAACAGAAGCUCAAAUUAAAAUCGAAACAACAAUAACAACAACAACACAAGCAACAACCACAGAAACAGAAGAAGGUCUAGAACAAACGCCUAUAGCGAGAAUGGACAAUGAAGGUAUAUCAGAAGAUGCUAUACAAGAGAGUUAUAUUAAAGAAUUGUUGGAGAACGCACGAUACAAUAAAAAAGACGACAAAGUAAGGCUGACAUCAUUAAGACGUACAAAACCUAGAUGGAUGCCUAAAUUUGGUAUUGUACCAAUACCAGAUCAACUUGCGGAGAAUUUAAUGUUAAAAAUUAGAAAUAUGAAAGUUCUGCAUCCCGAAAAGGAUACAAUUAGAAGAAUAGAAUCGAUAUAUCCUAGAUCUGAAUAA
This is a messenger RNA of Papilio xuthus (Asian swallowtail), 845 nucleotides long. RefSeq lists its product as uncharacterized. The transcript has 4 exons. The coding region runs from base 138 to 845 and encodes 235 amino acids. Lineage: Eukaryota; Metazoa; Arthropoda; Insecta; Lepidoptera; Papilionidae. The record is from RefSeq and is a predicted model, not a curated record.